Molecule: messenger RNA, 1074 nt
Organism: Rotaria sordida
Lineage: Eukaryota; Metazoa; Rotifera; Eurotatoria; Philodinida; Philodinidae
Source: the annotation of a GenBank genome assembly
AUGUUUUCACGUCCUAUAACUCGUAUAUUAAUAAAUAAUGUUGCUCGUCGAUCAUUUUCAAAUCAAUCACGUUAUAAUAAUCGACAAGAAUAUCAAUGGUCACGAACAAGAUCGAAUUUUGCUCGUGCAACAACUAAUGGAGUUGCUGGUAUUGCUUUAUCAGGUGGUAUUGCUUUUAUUUUACAUGCAUCAACUGCUCCAUCUGAUAAUAAAUUAGCAACACCAUCAAAAGUUGAUUAUGAUCAAGUACGAAAAUCAAUUAUUGAUUUACUUGAUGAUAAUAAUUAUGAUGAUGGAAGUUAUGGACCUUUAUUUGUACGAUUAGGUUGGCAUGCUAGUGGAACUUAUUCACAUAUUGAUUCAACUGGAGGAUCUAAUGGAGGAUGUAUGAGAUUUAAACCUGAAAGUCAAUGGGGAGCUAAUAAAGGAUUAGAUUUGGCUCGAGAACGUUUAGAAAGUGUUUAUCGUGCACAUCCAGGUUUGACCUAUGCUGAUUUAUAUACAUUAGCUGCUGUUGUUGCAAUUGAAGAAAUGGGUGGUCCAAAAAUAAAAUGGCGUCCAGGUCGAAAUGAUCAUGAAGAUGGGAAAAAAUCUCCAGCUGAUGGUCGAUUACCAGAUGCAGCACAAGGUGCUCAACAUAUUCGAGAUAUUUUUUAUCGUAUGGGUUUUAAUGAUCAAGAAAUAGUUGCAUUAGUUGGUGCUCAUUCAUUAGGAAGAUGUCAUUUAGAUCGAAGUGGUUAUGAAGGACCAUGGACUUUUUCACCAACAACAUUUUCAAAUGAAUUUUUUCGUCUUUUAUUAGAAGAAAAAUGGCAAUUACGUCCUUGGAAAGGACCACAACAAUAUCAAGAUGUUAAAACAAAAACAUUAAUGAUGUUACCAGCUGAUAUGGCAUUAGUUCAAGAUCCUGAUUUUCGAAAAUAUGUUCUUUUAUAUGCUAAAGAUGGAGAAAAAUUUCAUAAAGAUUUUGCAGCUGCUUUUGAAAAAUUAUUAGAAUUAGGUGUAGAUUUUAAAACUACUGAUGGAAGUCGACAAGGAAAAAGUGCAUCAUUAUGGUCAAGAAUUUUUGGUUGA